Molecule: messenger RNA, 594 nt
Organism: Branchiostoma floridae (Florida lancelet)
Lineage: Eukaryota; Metazoa; Chordata; Leptocardii; Amphioxiformes; Branchiostomatidae
Product: piwi-like protein 1
Exons: 3
Coding region: 14-574 (186 amino acids)
Biological process (GO): regulatory ncRNA-mediated gene silencing
Cellular component (GO): P granule
Molecular function (GO): protein binding; piRNA binding
Source: RefSeq, a predicted model, not a curated record
CCCCACUUCCCAGAUGGAGGCCCUAUCGCUGGGUGAAAAGGGAGCGGGAGCCGCAGCGGCCGCCCAGCCGUUCGGAGGCCGGCGCAGGAGGGGCGAUAUUGUCAUCGAGGAACCCCGCACCCGCCCGGCUCACAUCCAGGACAAGAAAGGCUCUACUGGCCAUCCAGUCCCACUGGUGACCAACUUUUUCCGUGUGAGCUCCACGCCGUCCUGGGCGCUGUACCAGUACAACGUGAGCUUCGCGCCAGAGAUCGACUAUCGGGGUGUGCGCUUCUCCAUGGUGAAGGAACACAUAGAGCUGAUCGGGGAGACCUACGCCUUUGACGGGAUGAUCCUCUUCCUACCUAAACGUCUGGAGCAGAAGGAGACCGUGCUGUUUUCCAAGCGGCGUAACGACGACGCGGACAUAAAGAUCACCAUCACUCUCACCAAUGAGCUGCCACCGACCUCGCCAACGUGCAUCCAGCUCUACAACAUCCUGUUCCGCAAGGCUCUGCACGAGAUCGGCAUGCAGCAGAUCGGGCGCAACAACUACAACCCUGACAUGGCAGCAUACGUGCCACAGCACAAGUAAGUACCAACAACUACAAUCCU